AUGUCUCUUCAAACAAUUCUUCCACGGCGCCUGCCGUCUCGCCCAUCUCUCCUCGCCAUCGCCGCCAGCGCCGCCACCGCGCCCCGGCGCUCAUUCUUCAACCUCCCCGGCGGCGACGGCAGCGGCAGCAGCGACAGCAACGCCCAACACCUCACCGCCACGCGCACCCUGCCCUACGCCUCGGCGCCCCUCUACGACCUCAUCGCCGACGUCGACUCGUACCACCGCUUCGUCCCCUACUGCGCCCGCUCCCGCGUCACCCACUGGUCCCCCCCCGACGCCCACGGCCGCCGCUGGCCCGCCCAGGCAGACCUGCACGUCGGCUGGGGCGGCUUCACAGAGGUCUUCACCAGCCGCCUGCGCUGCGUCCCCGGUGUCUCCGUCGAGGCCCUCAGCCGUGAUGACGAGUCUGCCUCCUCCUCCUCGUCCGUCUUCAAGAGCCUCGUCACCCGCUGGUCCCUCAACCCCGUCGCCUCGCACCAGCCCUCGACAGAGGUCCACCUCUCCAUCACCUACCAGUUUACCAGCCCAAUCUAUGCCGCCGUCAGUGCCGCCGUCUCCGACAAGGUCGCCGGCGUCAUGAUAGAGGCCUUUGAGAAACAGGCGCAAGAGAGGCUGGCGUCAACACGCAAGCUGUGA
Messenger RNA from Hirsutella rhossiliensis, 639 nucleotides. Its product is annotated as polyketide cyclase / dehydrase and lipid transport domain-containing protein. NCBI's taxonomy places the organism in Eukaryota, Fungi, Ascomycota, Sordariomycetes, Hypocreales, Ophiocordycipitaceae. Gene Ontology annotation, biological process: cellular respiration; ubiquinone biosynthetic process. Gene Ontology annotation, cellular component: mitochondrion. The transcript has a single exon. The coding region runs from base 1 to 639 and encodes 212 amino acids. The record is from RefSeq and is a predicted model, not a curated record. Gene Ontology annotation, molecular function: ubiquinone binding.